AUGGCCUUCCCAGACCACAACGAGGCCGAGGGCCAUGCCCAAUAUGAGCACUUCAAUGAUUGGGCAUGUCACAGAUGCUUCAAGAAGAUCUCGGCUAGUCGUCCUCCGGUCUUCAACGCAGACAAUUGCAGCUGUGACGAAGUGGCACUUUUCCAUGCUGGCAGCGCCGGUUACUAUUCUGAGCCAGUGACCUACGAAUACCCAUCAUACAAUGUUGAAACCACAACCCCUUAUCACAACCAAGCCCAAUCCGUGGCUUCUUCCUCAGACUCAGUCCCGUGCCCAGAAGGCCCAGAGCGCGAGAAUCCCGACCUGAAAGUCGGAAACGCCUACCUGCCCUUGUUGGAAGCCCAAUCAGGAUUGAACGAGAGACAACACCAACGCACGGCAUCCUUUCACUCUGACCUCUCCUACCCACUCCAGCGGUUCCUCGGAGAAAUGAAGACCUACUCACCAGCCACCUACGAUACCGAGCAUCUCGACCGCAAGUCCAACUCCAACUUUCUUUCCCAGGAGAUCCACCUCCAAUCUUCCAAGAAAGCAAAGAAGGGGAGCCCACACAGCAAGCUGAGUUGGAUGAGUGAAAGCUCCGGAAGUAAUGACGCCAGCGUCUCAAGCUGGGGUAUGGAUGCACUUACUGGAGCAGGGAUGUGGGAUGAUCGAAGUGGGUAUGGGAAAACGGAAAAUGGAGGGUAUGGGUACGCGAUGCAUUUGAGUGGUAUGACUGAGAGCGCUGUGUUUGAUGAUGAUGAGAAGAUGAUUUGAUGAUGUGAAUAUACGAUUAUACUGGGAUAAGAGGUUUUUAUGGUUGGAGUUUUAGGUCUUCUCUUCAUUUGUUGCUUUGUCCUCUGUGAUUUUGGGACUCUGGCUCGAGUUUGGUUGUAUAAGAUACCCGUCGUUACUCUAGACGAUUGUUGUUAUUUCUGUUGGGUAGUUGUCCAUGCUUGGCUCUCUUUCUUUGGCUGCUCUUCUUUCUAUGUAUCAUAUCUGUUUUGAAACUUUGCUUGGGAGGCUUCUUCUUGGGGCGGCUUGUUCUUGGGUGGCUUUCUCGGUUGCUGUUUUGGGUUUCUUAUGGCCAUCAGGCUUGUACUCGUAUGUGCGAUUAUCCUGUACGAGUUUAGGAACGCUUCAUGUCAGAUUUAUGAAAACUUUUCGAAUGAU
Cadophora gregata is the source of this 1161-nucleotide messenger RNA. RefSeq lists its product as uncharacterized. Lineage: Eukaryota; Fungi; Ascomycota; Leotiomycetes; Helotiales; Ploettnerulaceae. The coding region runs from base 1 to 765 and encodes 254 amino acids. The record is from RefSeq and is a predicted model, not a curated record. The transcript has a single exon.